CACGUGAAAAGCCCUAUACAAAACAAUCAUAUUGGAUUUUUAAAGGUAGUUUGAGAUAGAAUUGCAUUAUAUUGUAGAGAAAUCGUUAGUAAUAGUGUCAAAUUUUAUUUUAAAAGUUUAGAAUAAAUAUCGUCAACAGCUUUAGCAGAAUGGCUGCAGUUAUGAACGAAUACUGGCUAAUAUCAGCACCAGGAGAGAAAACACCACAGAACACUUUUGAAAAGCUAAAUCAAGCACUCAGAAGUGGAAAUGAUAAAUUAUCAGAAAAUUUCAAGUUUGCAAUUCCAGAUCUCAAGGUUGGCACCUUAGAUGUUCUAGUCGGUCUGUCUGAUGACCUUAGUAAAAUUGAUGCAUAUACAGAGAGUGUGGUAAGGAAGGCUUCGUCAACACUUGAAGAUGUUCUCGAAUCCUCUGCUAAAGGAAAUUUGGCUGAAAAUUUACGGAUAGGAGGAGAAAUCCCUCCGCAAGUAUAUGUUCAGAAAUUCAACUGGGAUGUUGCCAAAUACCCUAUCAAACAACCUCUGCGGACUAUUGCUGAUGUAAUCUCCAAGGAUGUAACACACAUUGAGGAGGAGCUGAAAACUCGUUACAACAAGUACAACAAUCUGAAGGGCAGUCUCCAACAACUGGAGCGUAAAGCAACUGGGAGCCUGUUGACACGCAGUGUUGCUGAAUUAGUGAAGAAGGAGGAUUUUAUUCUAGACUCUGAAUAUCUCAUUACACUGGUGGUGAUUGUACCCAAAAUGCUUGCUGAAGAUUGGAUGAAAAAAUAUGAGAAAAUGACAGAGAAAGUUGUUCCAAGGUCAUCAAGGGUAGUCUUUGAAGACAAUGAGCACCAGUUAUGCACAGUGACACUCUUCAGAUUAGUUCAAGAUGAGUUUAAAAACAAGUGCCGUGAGCACAAGUUCAUGGUGAGAGAUUUCCAGUACAAUGAAGAAGAAAUUCAAGCUGGGAAAACUGAGCUGGACAAACUCAAUGCUGAUAAAAAGAAGAAAUUUGGCCCUCUGGUCAAGUGGCUGAAAAUCAAUUUCGGUGAAGCUUUUGUUGCAUGGAUGCACAUCAAAGCUCUACGUGUUUUUGUGGAGUCUGUUCUCAGAUAUGGGCUCCCAGUCAAUUUUCAAGCUAUUUUGAUAAGGCCAGUAAAAAAGCAUCAAAAACGUAUUAGAGAAAUACUGAACCAACAAUAUGGACAUCUUGAUUCAACUGCUCUUUCUGGAGACAAGAUGAAUGCCAUGGAGAUCCCAGGGUUCAACCUAACUGCAGCUGAUUACUACCCCUAUGUUUUUUACAAGAUUCUCCUGGACAUGUGCGAGCCACAAAAAAUUUAGGAACGUUUCUAAUUUAUUUUUACCCCUGCAUAUUUUUAUGGACUUAUAUCAGUCUUUGUUAGUGUGUAUAAAAGAAGAAGACAGGAGAGACAAUAGAGAUAUACUUUUUGUAUGUGGCAAGUGUAAUAAUACAAAAAAGGCUGUGCAAGUAGUUUAGUAAAUUUAUUGGUGUGGUUCAAGCCCAUGGGUAAAAGGUAUUUUACUGAAUUCUUAUCUGCAUUUAAAACAUUUCAAAAAAUUCUUAGCAGGUAUGGUUUAAGCUGUAUUUGGUUGUGUACAUGCUUUUGUUUAGGCAUUUUUUUAAUACAAAGGAUACACAAUGUUGCAUUGUAAUCACAAAAAUUAAACAUUUCCUGUGCGAUUGUUGAAAAGAACAGUUAAUCCCUUUUUAAAAAAAAUACACAGUAUUAAUAAAGCUUAAAAAAAUGUGCCCAGAAUUUUAAAAAAUUAUUUAAUAUUUAAUAAAGCUCUUUUUCUUAUACUUAUACAUAUUCUUGUUUUUUUUUUUAAAGAAAUGUUUCCACUUUCAUUUUUUAAAUUUAACUGCGCAACUCAUACUUUAUCCUCCUUCAAACUUUGAACUUAAUCAAAACAUUUUUAAGGCAACUCCACUGCAAGUAAUCUAUUAGAAUUAAAGUUUUGUUUUUAAAAUGUAGUACAUACUGGUACAAACCCACCCACUAAGCACCCUUGUAACAUAUGAAUCCACUGUAGAUAUGAGUAUGUGAUGCAGACGCUAGUGUUGCUGAAUGACUGAUUAACUGCUAUAUAUAUCAUUCCACUUCUGUACAUCAUUUCCUACAAAAGACAUUCUGUAACAUUUAAUUCAUUUGUAGUUCCAUGUUUAACUUGACAAUGUAAUCAAGACUUUGCUACAUGUAGACUAAUUUAUUUGUCCAUUCAUUUAUUGUUUUGGGAAAACCCUUUUGGGGUUUUCCAGUGAUAACCAGAUUGCUAGUUCAUUGGAUAAUCUCGAUCAAUUAUUUAUGUGAUAUACAUGUAUUGCUGGGAUUUUUUUUUGUAACAUACACAUAAUUACAAUAGAUUAAGAUGUGUUUUUGUGUCACUUAAUAUGUAAGCUAUUAUUUUUUUUAAACUAAAGCAGGGCAAUGGUAUGUCAUUUAACCUAAAGCAAUAUGGUUAACAAUGCUUAAUUGAUUGUAAGCGGUUACAAGUUACAGGUAAUUAGUAUUAAGCUCUGCAAACAAAUAGCAUGUUAUAAAAAUUUCUAAAAAAUUGUUUACUGAUAGUAAUUUAAUUGAAUAAGUGAAUGUUCAUAAAAAAUUAUUGCCCUGUUCUUCUAGUAUUUUUGUUUGUAUAUUAAGAAGAGGCUGGGUAUAAUAACUAAUAGAUAACUCUUUGAUAUAUAUUUUACAGAAGAUUAAAUAUUGUGGAAAACAACAAAUCUUUUUAAAAAAAAUAAUUUUAUCAUGAGUAAAUAACACUGAAAUUAAAUUUCUUAUAUUGUUUGUGUUUUAGAUUAGACUGGUCUUAUGUGUUACUAACUAGUGAGACUAUUUCUAGAACUGUGUUGAUCCAUGACAUGCCCAUACUCUUGCAUUCAAAAACAUCUGUAGCAAGUUCAGUGUAUAGUUGUGUAUGUAAACCAAUGUAUUUUAAUCUAUGUCAAUAUGUAGCAAAAAUAAAGAUCAGAAAGAAGGU
Messenger RNA from Physella acuta, 2990 nucleotides. RefSeq names its product V-type proton ATPase subunit C 1. NCBI's taxonomy places the organism in Eukaryota, Metazoa, Mollusca, Gastropoda, Physidae. Gene Ontology annotation, biological process: proton transmembrane transport. Gene Ontology annotation, molecular function: proton-transporting ATPase activity, rotational mechanism. Gene Ontology annotation, cellular component: vacuolar proton-transporting V-type ATPase, V1 domain; lysosomal membrane. The record is from RefSeq and is a predicted model, not a curated record.